CUCGUAAGCAAAAGAAAGAAAGAGAGAGAAUGGGAAAGCUAAUGCCAAAGAGGUUUUGCAUUGGGUUUGGGUGUGGAAGAAUUGGGACAAGCAGUAGCAACAACAAGAGGUCAUCAUCAUCAUCAUCAUCAUCAUCAUCAUCAUCAUCAUCAUCAUCAUCAUCAUCAUCAUCAUCAUGUAACAAUAACACUAUAAAAUGGGAGAUGAGACCUGGAGGGAUGCUGGUUCAGAAGAGAUCAGAAGAUUCCAACACUGACGAUUUAAUCAGCCUUAAAGUCUCCACUGUUUCUCAGCUUUCAUAUGAAAUCUCCAUUGAUGCAAACUCCACUUUCGGUGAAUUGAAGAUGAUGAUAGCAAUAAAGAGUGGAAUUGAGCCAAUAGAGCAGAGACUCUUGUUCAAAGGGAAAGAAAGAGAAGACAGAGAAUACUUACACAUGAUAGGUGUUGGGGAUGGGGACAAAGUCUUUUUAUUACAAGAUCCUGCUUUUAGGGAGUUGAAACUUCUUCGUCUUUCUUCACUUCCCAAUUACUGCCUAAUUUGAUUCCUUACUUUAUUAUUUGAUUAAUCAAUCGAUUAAUUAGCUCUAAUCUAUUUGAAAGAGAAAUGGGAUAAUUUCUUAGUAGGAGCUAGUAUUAGAGCA
Molecule: messenger RNA, 641 nt
Organism: Raphanus sativus (radish)
Lineage: Eukaryota; Viridiplantae; Streptophyta; Magnoliopsida; Brassicales; Brassicaceae
Product: BAG family molecular chaperone regulator 2
Exons: 2
Coding region: 30-542 (170 amino acids)
Molecular function (GO): protein binding
Source: RefSeq, a predicted model, not a curated record